Molecule: messenger RNA, 4987 nt
Organism: Photinus pyralis (common eastern firefly)
Lineage: Eukaryota; Metazoa; Arthropoda; Insecta; Coleoptera; Lampyridae
Exons: 3
Coding region: 419-4177 (1252 amino acids)
Biological process (GO): DNA replication
Molecular function (GO): DNA binding; nucleotide binding; DNA-directed DNA polymerase activity
Source: RefSeq, a predicted model, not a curated record
CUUUAUACACAAAGCAAUUCCACUUCUUCUUCUUAUUCCCCUUUGACGCCGAUAUGAAAAAGCAAGAUAGAAGAUCUUGUAACUGAAUGUACAUUUAAACAUAAAAUUACAGAAGCGCUUUUAUACCAAGAGAGUUUACAUAUUUAACCAGUUUUCCCGAGGACAGUGUUGAAGGCGGAUCUACGGAACACAACUGCACAAUAAUUUAGGUCGAAGUAUUAGGUACCUCUCGUUGCUUAAUACAUUCGGCCACAAACAGAGAGACCAUUAACACAAAUAUCUAUGCUGCUAUCAUUCAGUCGACGGUCCGUGUAGAAUUGAUAUACCUAACUGAAAUUUGGUGGUCCAGUCAGUACAUAACGGUGCUUCGUUCAAUAAACUGUAACGAGUUCUUGGUUAAUAACUUUCAACAUUUAACAUGGAAAAAUUUCUUAUUUUGAAAGACAAUACCCGAAAGGUACGACGUUUCAAUUUAAGCGGCCGUACUUUGGAAUUUAAGUUAAAGCCCAUACCUAAAGAUGCCAACCCCAUACACUGGACAAAAGAAGCAAUCACACAAAUUGUUCAUAAAGGUGUAGAAGGAUUGUCUCCACAUGAUAUGGUGGGUUUUUCCUUUUGUUCUAAAGAUUUUAAGAAUGGCGAAGGAUGGUUGCAAUUUCGAACUGCUGGCGAGCUUUCUGUUGGUGACAUUUGGAAGAUGAUAUCCUCAAUUUAUCAGUCCAACUCUAGCGGAUUAAAUACUGAAACGUUUUGUCUUCGAGUAACAUCUGUGCGUUUACCCUCUGGAAACGGUAGACCUCGAACGUACAACAGCUAUACGGAGGAGUGUAGUAGACGCCGCGGUAUUGUGGUUAUAAAAAACAAAGAUAAUCUCUGCCUACCCCGCGCCUUGAUCGUUGGAAAAGCACACGCGGAUAAAGACUCUGAUUAUAAUCGCAUUCGCGAUAGAGCUACUGUGCAAAAGGCUAGAGCUCAACAGCUGGUUCAAGAAGCAAAUGUAAUAAUACCAUCAGGCGGUUGUAGUAUAGAAGAACUACGAGGAUUUCAGCAAUAUUUGGUUGAUUAUAAGAUUACAGUGUAUCAACACAAUACCAAAGGCAGGGAAGUGGUGUUUGAAGGUCCCGAAAUGAAUAAAAAAAUAAAUCUGCUUUACGACGACAAUCAUUUCAACGUGAUUACUUCAUUAACGGCUGCUUUCGCGUGCAGCUAUUAUUGCGAACCCUGUCAUACACCGUUCGAUCACAAAAACAACCACCGAUGUGAGGUUACGUGUGCUGCGUGUCAACAAACACCAGCAUGUUCACCAGAUGGAGAUAUCAAAAUUAAUUGCGAAAAAUGUAAAAGAGUGUUUCGGGGAAAAACGUGUUUUGAAAAUCACAAAGUACAUAAUAUAUGCUCCCAAAUUAGUCGUUGUGAAAACUGUUUUGCUAUAUACCGCAACACCAGGAACCAUAUCUGUGGAGAGGUGUUUUGUAAGACGUGUAACUGCCAUGUAGAAAGGGAUCACCUCUGUUAUAUGCCUAUAGAUAGAGGUACCCCGAAAAUAGAGAAUACGCUUUUUGUGUUUUACGAUUUAGAAACUAUGCAAGAGCAAAAAUUGUCAAAUGGCUCUCUUUUACAUCAACCUAAUCUGUGUGUGUUCGUACAGUGCUGUGACAAGUGUAUAAACGAAAAGAAACUAUAUUUUUGUCAAAAGUGCGGUUUUCGGCAAAAAAUAUUGACCGCUGAUGUAAUACCGACAUUUAUGGUACACAUCUUAAACAUGAGAAAAAAAUUCAAAAACAUUAUCGUCGUUGCUCACAAUGGUGGCGGUUUCGAUCAUCAGUUCAUUUUAAACUACGUUCUAACACAAACCGACCUAAAACCAGACUUGAUAAUGAGAGGAACUAAAUUGAUUUCUAUGAUGUUAGAGAAUAUUAAAUUUCUUGAUUCCUUAAACUACUUUCAAAUGGCACUGAGUAAAUUACCUAAAGUUUUCGGUUUAAAAGAGCUAAAGAAAGGCUACUUUCCACAUUUGUUCAACAUAACAGAAAACCAAAAUUAUAUAGGCCCAAUUCCACCCAUAGAAACCUUCGACCCAGAUAACCUCAGGUGCAACGAGAGACAAGAAUUGAUGGAAUGGCAUGCGGGAAAGAUAGCUGAAAAUUACGUGUUUAACUUUAAAGAAGAACUUAUAGAAUAUUGUGUAUCCGAUGUAGAUAUAUUAGCACAGUCGUGCCUCAAAUUUAGACAAUUGAUGAUAAAGGAGGGAAAUGUUUGUCCCUUUACAGAAAGUGUCACACUACCGGGGGCGUGUAAUAAAAUAUUCCGUCGCGGGUUUAUGACACCAAACACCAUAGGAUUAAUACCAAAGGGUGGUUACAGACAUUGUGACAACCAAUCGAAAAUUGCUACACGGUGGUUACUAAUAGAAGAGUGCAAACGCCAAGUUGAUAUAGUACAUUCCGCUAAGCAGAAAGAAGCCAGAGUUGCAGGUGUAAAAGUUGAUGGUUUUUGUGUCGAAACCAAUGAAGUAUACGAGUUCUACGGAUGUUACUAUCAUGGCUGUCCUAAGUGCUUCAAACAUGCAAGAAACGUACCUCUAUCGGAUAAUACAGCGGAGACGCUUGAGUACCGUUAUGAAGCCACACUAGCAAAAUCAAAUAGAUUAAAAGAAUUGGACUACUCGGUUAUCGAGAUGUGGGAGUGUGAUUUUCGACGGUUGAUGACAAAGGAACAGUAUAAUUAUACGGAAACACACCCUAUAAUGUCCUAUUCACCACUCAACCCAAGAGAUGCAUUUUAUGGAGGGCGAACAGGGAACGUGAAAUCGUUUUACAAAGCAAAGCAAGAUGAACAAAUAAAAUACGUCGAUUUUACCUCCCUCUACCCCUAUGUUAAUAAAUACUGUAGUUACCCUAUAGGACACCCCACAGUAUAUAUUGGAGGGGACUGUGGUAAAUUAAAUCUUGAAACGAUAGAUGGAUUAAUUAAAUGCAAAGUGUUACCACCACAGUCAUUAUUCCAUCCGGUGCUGCCUGUAAAAAUGAAUAAAAAAUUAAUGUUUGUUCUUUGUCGUUCAUGCGGUGAGAGUUUCAACCAAGGGUCUUGUAAACAUAACGACGAUGAGCGCGCGUUAACAGGAACUUGGGUGAUAGAUGAAGUUAAGAAAGCUAUCGAAAAAGGAUACAAACUCUUAGUAACUUAUGAGAUAUGGAAAUACGACACCGAACAGUAUAACAGAAACACUAAAACUGGUGGGUUGUUUAAUGGGUAUAUAAAUAAAUUUUUGGGUAUUAAACAACAAAGUUCCGGAUGGCCAUCUAAUUGUGACACUCCAGAAAGAAAAGACAAGUAUGUUAAAGAGUAUUACGAAACCGAAGGUGUUCUACUUGAUCCUACCAAAAUUGAAAAAAAUCCUGGUUUGCGACAGUUAGGAAAAUCGGUGAUUACUUCAUUUUGGGGAAAACUAGGACAACGUGAGAAUCAGAGUAAAACCACCAUUAUCAGACAGUCUGGCGAAUUCUACAAUAUCAUUACAAAUCCUUCAAUUGAUAUAAAUUCUGUUUUGCCAAUUAAUGAAGAAACGCUACUUGUUAACUGGGAAUAUAAAGAAGAAGCUUACAAUCCUUUGUCGACGGUGAAUGUUGUUCUUGCCGCCUACACAACUGCUCAUGCGCGAUUAAAGUUAUAUGAAUAUUUGGAACGGUUGGACGAUAGGGUUCUUUACUACGAUACAGAUUCGAUAAUCUACGUUUCGGCUCCGGAACUGUACGAUCCACCACUAGGUCAAUUUUUGGGCGAGUUAACCAAUGAAUUAGAAGACGAAGGUAUUGGAAGCUACAUCAAAGAAUUUGUAUCAGGAGGUCCUAAAAAUUACGCAUACAAAGCGUGGUCCAGCUCUAAGGGAUGUGACGUCACUGUUUGCAAAGUUAAAGGAAUAUCGUUAACAUAUAAAACUGCUCAAAUAAUAAAUUUCGAUAAAAUAAUGAAAAUGGUCCUUGAAGAAGAAGAAGCCAUUCCGAUCACAUCUUCUCUUAUAAAACGAUCAACAGAACACGAUGUAUUCACAAGUAGCACCACAAAGCUGUACCGACCCAACUCCACAAAAAGACGCUUUGCUUCUGACGGUUCUUCACACCCGUAUGGAUUUAAAAAACUUAGGGUAGAUAAUGUCAGAAUAAGUAACGACUUAUGAUCAUUUUUACACUGCUCAUAUUUUGUAAAAUACCUAUGUAAUGUAUAAUCAACCUAUGUAACAAAUUUUGUAACAAAAGUAUAAUAAUAAAUCUGCAAAGCUUUUAUCUUAUUGAGGUUUUCGUAAAUGACCGCGUACACUACAUUUGUACAUAUAAAUCAACAUAGGUAUGUACCAAAGAGUUGCUCUUGUCUUAAAUAUAGUUAACACACAUAUAUGAAACGUUCUGGUGGUCCAGUGUACAGGACGCUCGCUUCUUAAUCGGACAACCCAGGUUCGAACCCCAGGACAAGAAAAAAGUUUUUCAGAAUUAAUCCAGGCGCAGUGCCUGUCUGACGCCCCAUCCCUACUAGAGGCUCUUAACUCGUACGAAAUACGCUCGCACUUCCCCAGUUAAUCGCCGGCGGCGGGCCCGUAUAGGUGAACGUCAAGUUCUCAUAAAGCCAUAACAAUUGUAUGACGCACAUGACAGAUACCCACGUAGAAGCUUAGGACCUCUCCUUAAACGGCCAGGUUAGAGAAGUAGAGGACUUCCCAGGUAGGUGACAUAUACCAAAGGACACAGUUCCCACGGUCUAGGAUCUCCCAGGUAGCCGGCAUAUAACAAAGGAAAAAGUUCCCACGGUCUAGGGCCACACACGUAGCAGGAAUACCACAAAGGAAAAAGUUCCCACGCUCUAGGACCACGCCCAUAUGGGCGGCAUAUAUCAAAGGAAAAAGUUCCCACGGUCUAGGGCCACACCCUCGAAGGCGGCAUACAUCAAAGGAAAAAAAGUUCCCACGCUCCACAAAAUUUUCCCACGGUCAAGU